GGUAAACAUUCGAGAUAUAAAUGCGAUUUAUUAUAGAUCAGCUGAUCGUUGACAGUUGUGAUGUUGACAGUAAUUGACAUUCCAUAGAGAGAAUCGAUCGUAUUGAAUAUACCAUAUUUUUGGGCAAAUAAGUUUGUAAUCAAAACAUGAGACAAUCACAUCCUGUACAUAAACUAAACAUUUCAUCCGAUAUAAUAGAUUGUUUAUUGGAAGAAUUUGAUGGAGUUAUUAACUCGAAACGUUUACGAUCACGGAUCGGUAAAAUUAGUGAAUUGAUUGAUGUGCUCUGGAAGAGGAACUCAUUUUCCAGUGAUCAACACGUUUCAAAUACGAUCUUCAAAUAUGUACGAACUGAUGAACAACGAGAUGUUAUACGGAACUACAUAAGCAUCUUAAAUUCCAACGGAAAUGUGGAUCAUUCGGGGAAUGUUUACGCCAAAAUUCGUCAGGAAUCAAUCAGGCAUUCAACACUACUUCCAACUGUUACAUCUCCAAAUAUUCCAGGUGCUUCUUCUGGUACCAACUUGAGGAAUUCGAGCCAAAACACUGGAGAUUCAAAGAGACGGCAUGAAACAUUCCGAAUCGUCUGUGAUAAUAUCGAUAAUUGGCGAGAUUUUGGGCGUUGCUUUGACAUAAAAGACGUGGAACUCAAUCAUAUUGGCCAGGACCAAGAGCUUCGUAAUGACAUCAAAUUAAUUACCAAUCGUAUUCUGGAGCGAAUGGAAGAAAAGCACAACGAUCAAUUCUAUGCGAAAUUAUGUGAUGCCUUGGUCGAAGCCAGGAGAAAAGAUAUUAUUAGGGAUUUGAAGAAAUUUAAAUUGAUUUAGACUAAGUUCACAUAUGACCGCAAAGUUGAUAAUGUAUUUGUUAAUUUUCUAAUAAAAACAAUACGAAUAAAGAAAGUCGCUGACGAAAAGAAGUUUUGGAGAACAAAAAGCAUGUAUUUUUUCUGAUGAAGUACACGAUUGUUGAUCGCAUCGACCAUUGAAUCAUUGAUGGAUUUGAAAAUAUUUCAAUUUGGUUCCAUGCAUUUUUUUUCCCAUCAU
Molecule: messenger RNA, 1046 nt
Organism: Sitodiplosis mosellana (orange wheat blossom midge)
Lineage: Eukaryota; Metazoa; Arthropoda; Insecta; Diptera; Cecidomyiidae
Exons: 2
Coding region: 147-827 (226 amino acids)
Biological process (GO): signal transduction
Molecular function (GO): protein binding
Source: RefSeq, a predicted model, not a curated record